AUGGGUGGCCACUCCCAAACUCAACAAGGAUUCUGUAAUAAUGCAACAUAUGGAACAAAUUCUUUGUACAUUAAAUGUGUUUCCCUUUCAGAUGGUGUUCAUGUAUCAGAAAUACUUGGGAGACCUACAGCUCCAUCACCUCAACCAGGUACUCUUCCAAGCAUCACGCAAUUCUAUUUCCCCCAAUUAACAUUGGUUAGUACUGACGGGGCAUUGUUUGUCAAGGAUCCCUCAAAAAAUGUUCUUGAUAUGAUGGUUGAUCUUCCUAAACUAGGACUUGUUAUAAUUACAUCGGAUGCAUCAAUUACAAAUAUUCCUCAAAUCGAUAACACAACCAGUGUUUGGAAAUCAUCCUCUGUUGUCCCACAUUAUUUUAUCUGGAAGCUUCAAUGA
Messenger RNA from Cavenderia fasciculata, 393 nucleotides. RefSeq lists its product as uncharacterized. NCBI's taxonomy places the organism in Eukaryota, Evosea, Eumycetozoa, Acytosteliales, Cavenderiaceae. The coding region runs from base 1 to 393 and encodes 130 amino acids. The record is from RefSeq and is a predicted model, not a curated record. The transcript is spliced from 4 exons.